Molecule: messenger RNA, 810 nt
Organism: Bipolaris oryzae ATCC 44560
Lineage: Eukaryota; Fungi; Ascomycota; Dothideomycetes; Pleosporales; Pleosporaceae
Exons: 2
Coding region: 1-810 (269 amino acids)
Cellular component (GO): intracellular anatomical structure
Molecular function (GO): pyridoxal phosphate binding
Source: RefSeq, a predicted model, not a curated record
AUGGCCGAAGACAUGCAAAUCAACCCACAACGCGCAAAGCAACUGUCCGAAAACAUUGCCAGCAUAACCGCGCGCAUCAAUGCCGCGAGUAAAGGCACCAAACCAGUGCGCCUAAUCGCCGUCUCCAAGCUCAAACCCGCCAACGAAAUCCUCGCCCUGCACCAACCCCCCAACCCGCUCCAAACCCACUUCGGCGAAAACUACGUCCAGGAACUCCUCGAAAAAGCCAACCUCCUGCCCCGCUCCAUCCACUGGCACAUGAUCGGCGGCCUCCAAUCAAACAAAUGCAAGCACCUCGCCGAGCAAAUCCCAAAUCUCUGGUGCGUCAGCAGCGUCGACACCGAGAAGAAGGCGAAUGAGCUCGAAAAGGGCCGCAAGGCCUUGUUGGAAAAAGAUAAGGAAGCGAGUAGGUUGAGGGUUAUGGUGCAGGUAAAUACGUCGGGGGAAGAGAGUAAAUCGGGUGUUGAGCCAAAAGAUGCGCUCGCGCUGUGCAGGCAUGUGGUGGAUAAGUGUCCGCACUUGCAGCUAGCGGGAUUUAUGACGAUUGGCGCCAUUGCGAGGAGUAAGGCCAUGACGGAGGAGAAUGAGAAUGAGGAUUUUGUGGCGUUGAGGGAGACGCGGGAUCAGGUUGCUGAGGCGCUGGGGUGGGACAAGCAGAAGCUCGAGCUGAGUAUGGGCAUGAGUGCGGAUUUUGAGGGCGCGAUUCGUAUGGGGAGUGAUGAGGUGAGGGUGGGAAGUGAGAUUUUUGGGGAAAGGCCGCCGAAGAAGGAUGCCGUUGUUAAGGAAGAGGUUGCUGGGGAGAAGAGUUGA